Messenger RNA from Aspergillus vadensis CBS 113365, 1874 nucleotides. RefSeq lists its product as uncharacterized. NCBI's taxonomy places the organism in Eukaryota, Fungi, Ascomycota, Eurotiomycetes, Eurotiales, Aspergillaceae. The coding region runs from base 135 to 1829 and encodes 564 amino acids. The transcript is spliced from 4 exons. The record is from RefSeq and is a predicted model, not a curated record. Gene Ontology annotation, molecular function: long-chain fatty acid-CoA ligase activity. Gene Ontology annotation, cellular component: endoplasmic reticulum; membrane.
CGGCUCAGCCCCCUCACGUCACUUACUACUCUUCCCUCAUUCUCACUCGAUCCAUUAAAGAAGGAGCAUUUCUUUCUUUCAAUUCGUGUAUGGAUGCUUGACACGCCACACUAGAUACACUCGCUCUCUCCAUAAUGGACUCCAAUCCGUCCAUCGUGGCCAAGCUCGAUGCCUUUGCGGCAGAGCUCCUGGCUGACUGGAACAUCUACACUACUCUGAUCGCGGGCGGCAUUGUCGCCUUCCUUGUCUUCUCCUUCGUCACUUCAAAAGAUUCCGAUAUUCACCCUUUUCUACUCGCUCGCCAAUCGACCGCUUUCCCUGUACGACAGCCCGGUGAAACUGCUCAAUACCGCAGUCUCGAGACUCCGCACGGUUUCCCCCUCCGAUCCGGACUCAACGUCAAGGACCCCGGCGCUCCGAGAUGGACAAGCGGCCGCAAGGGUGAUCUGCGCGACAUCUGGAAGGCCGCCGUGCGGGGUGCAGUGGGAGAGGAUGGCAAGGGCUCUGGUAAACAAGGAAAGAUCUAUACUGUGCUCGGCAGGAAAGCAAUCGAGCAUUCCUUGGAGCAAGUUACCCAAGAAAUCAAUGUCAUUGGAAGUCGGUUGCAGUCCUCCAAGGUGAACACGGUCGCCGUCUGUCUGACAGACUCGGUUGAGCUUCUGGCUUCUAUCUUCGCGGGCGCUUUCUACGGUCUCAAGACGAUCAUCAUCCCCCACAACUUGGACGCCGAGUCUCUUUCAAGUCUUCUGAAGGAGUCUGGAGCGGAGGCUCUUAUCGCGGAGGCCGGCGCUCUUGACCUAUCUCUCGUCGCCAAGGGUAAUGAUCAGCUCUCGCAGGUCAUCUGGGUUGCAAAGCUCGGAAGCAGACACAUGGACUGGAACGAUGUCCCCGAAGAUGUCAAGGGUACUCUGGAGGUUCGUGUCUGGCACGAGCUGAUUGAAGAAAAGAAGGACCUUACCGGUCUUGAUGUUCCCAGCUGGGACCCCAGUACUCCGGCGCCUUCCCUCACCACUGUUUGGCCCUCCAAGUCGUCCGCAGGCGAGUUCGUCGAAUAUCAAUCAGAGAACUUGAUUGCGGGUAUUGCUGGAAUCAUGUUCUCCCUCCCUCGUCCUCAGCGGCUUAACCCCAACGAUCUCGUUCUCUCGAUUGAUUCCCUCUCGCGGUCAUACCCUCUGUGCCAAGUCAUGGCUGCACUGUACUCAAAUGCGUCCGUUGCCCUCAAUUCGGUUGCUGGAGAGAGCGUUGACUUUGCUCUCGCCACUGUUGGAUUGUCCCCAACAGUCAUUGUUGCUUCGUCGCGCACCAUGUCUGAGUAUCACAGCAAGUUCAUGAAGCCGCAUUCCGGGUUUGUUUCCCUCUUUUCUCGCUGGAUCCAGGUGCGAAGCCUGGACUCCGGUUACAUGCCCUCGCACGGUUUGCUGAACCAGGUGGCCAACGUCGGGCCUACCGCCGAACUCUCGCUUGAUAAGCUGCGUCUGCUGUGCAUUUCGCACCGUGUUAAUGCCGACCGUGAGGCUCAGUUGGACUAUGAGCAACUCGCAGACUUGCGUAUCCUCACCGGAGCACGCGUGGUGUACGCUUUGACCGGUCCCGGGGUCGCUGGUGCUGUUUUCCAGACCAAUGUUUUCGACUAUCGCCGCUUCCAAGGCUCGAGCCACUUUGGUGCGCCCUUGAGCAGUGUCGAAGUUGUGUUGACCGGUGGGUCGGGCGACGAGGCGAAAGAAGAGGGCCAGAUCACCGUAUCCGGUCCUUCUGUCAUCUCUGGCAAGACCACCUUGGAAGGACGUGCUCGCAUUCGCGAUGAUAACACCUUUGAACUCCUUCCCUAGUCCGCUUGCCAAGCAAGUAAUGAGCGUUUGAGCAUAUAUUCCGGG